Molecule: messenger RNA, 2356 nt
Organism: Phalaenopsis equestris
Lineage: Eukaryota; Viridiplantae; Streptophyta; Magnoliopsida; Asparagales; Orchidaceae
Product: probable galacturonosyltransferase 6
Exons: 9
Coding region: 262-2022 (586 amino acids)
Molecular function (GO): polygalacturonate 4-alpha-galacturonosyltransferase activity
Source: RefSeq, a predicted model, not a curated record
UCGCUGAAGCAGAUGAUAUGCGGUUGCCUUUACACUGGAUCCGAGGCCCACCAUUCAUGCGAUGUGAACCGACCCCAGAAUGCAAAAUAUUUAAGCGACCACCAAUUUCGGGUAGAAACGGAAGAAGACGUUGAAAGGGAGUUAGACGAUUUCUUCCGACGAAAUUCGCUCUCUAUCCAUAUGCUCACAUACGCCGAUCGGAGAACCCUAAUUGCCCAUCCGGUUUUGGCCAAUGCGGUGUAGAGGAGAUCACCGUCAUCGAUGAGACCGUCGGUGAGAAGAUCGACGAUCUCCAUCUUCUUCAUCGCGCUUCUCUGCGUCUGCGCAGCCGCUCCAAUCGUCCUUAUAUCAUUCUUCUGGCAGUUUUCUCUCUCUUUGGAGCAAAAGGAAUUUAUUGGCGGGAGUUCGGGCAUUGUCAAGAAUCUCUCCCACUGGCAAUCGGUUGAUUAUCUCAAUUCGAUAGAGCAGGAAAUUAGUGAUGAGAUUAAAGAACCGGAUGGAUUUCUUUAUCAAGAUGGGGGUGCCAGUGUAGAUAAACUUGAGAGGAAUUCUUCUUCUGAUAUUCCUACUGACUCAGGUUCUACAAAUGUAGUAUUUACCAGCCCAUCAAGACGGAGUGGUGGUGGUGCGGGAGCUCAGGAACACCAUCCAACUUCUUCUAAUGGUGUGAUGAAGCGUGGUGGAAAUGCAAGGCCCUUGAUGGACGAAAAGAUCCGGUAUAUGGAGGAUCAGAUAAUCACAGCCAGGGCAUUGCAUUUUGUACAACCAAGCAGCAAUUCUCACCUUGUAAGGGAGCUGAAGCUGAGGAUAAAAGAAAUAGAAAGUGUGAUUAGCCAUGCCAGUAAAGAUUCUGAUUUGCACGGGAGUGCCUUGCAGAAAAUGAAAGCAAUGGAAAAUACUCUGUCUAAAGCUAACAAGGCUUAUCCAGAUUGCUCUGCAAUGGCAUCAAAAUUGCGUGCCAUGUCAUAUAGCACUGAAGAACAACUAAGAGCACAGAUGAAUCAAGUUUCUUAUCUUAUUCAGCUUGCUUCACGUACAUUCUCUAAAGGUUUUCAUUGCCUGACAAUGAAACUAACUACAGAGUACUUUGCUUUGCCUCCUGAGAAGCGCCAGCUGCCAUACAGCCAUAAGUUUCAGAAACCAGAUUUUUAUCAUUAUGCUAUUUUUUCAGAUAACAUAUUAGCAUGUGCAGUGGUCGUGAACUCAACCAUUGUGAAUUCCAUGGAGCUGGAGAAAAUAGUCUUUCAUGUGGUCACUGAUUCUCUUAAUUUCCCAGCAAUGACGAUGUGGUUUCUGAUGAACCCUCCUAGUAAAGCUACAAUUCAAGUAUUGAACAUGAAUGAGUUUGAAUGGCUUUCUUCUAAUUAUGGCUUAACGUUUAAGCAGCAUGGGGUGUCAGAUCCAAGAUACACAUCACCCCUCAACCACCUCCGUUUCCGUUUGCCCAAGUUUUUUCCAUCACUAAACAAGAUUUUAGUUUUGGACCACGAUGUCGUGGUGCAGAAGGACUUGCGGAGGUUGUGGAAUGUAGAUAUGGGGGAUAAAGUUAUUGGUGUUGUGGAGACAUGUACAAAUGAUCUCUCAUCUCCAUCACUGAAAAUGCUCAUUAACUUCAAUGACUCAACAAUAGCAAGAAGUUUCAACGCUAACGCUUGUGUAUGGGCUUUUGGUAUGAAUAUUUUUGACUUGAAAGCCUGGCGUAAAAAAAAUUUAACCAAGGUGCUCAAUAAGUGGCUUCAAGUGGGAAGGAGGAAGCAACUGUGGAAAGCAGGGAGCUUGCCAUUGGGCCAACUUGUAUUCUACAAUCACACUGUCGUGCUGGACCGGCGAUGGCACUUGCCGGGCCUUGGGGAGGACUCAACACUAAGCAAUUUGGAUAUCCAGAGGGCUGCAGUUAUCCAUUACAGCGGACUCAUGAAGCCAUGGCUUGAGAUUGGUAUCCCGAAGUACAGACGCCACUGGAAUAAGUUCCUCCAGUAUCAAAAUCCAUACCUGCAGCAAUGCAACAUUCACCCAUUUUGAAUGCUGGCGGUAAUUGCCUCUCCAGUUUUGCUCAUUCUUUUCGGCAGCUUACAUUGCUUGAAUUUGCUGCCCACUUCAAUUAAUUGUGCUCCUGUGUAUAUUACUCCAAUCUAUUUUUACUUCAAAUAUAGCCUAACAAAAUUCAUUUUACUUGAUUCCUGAUGGAAUAAGUUUCGGGGCUUAGUUUCAUUUUUAGUCCAGAAAGAUUAGUUUGAUCUUAGUUAGGCCAGUUUAUUACUUGUGGAGGAACUUGUAAGAAUAUGUGCAUUUUCUUUACUGAUAUGGUAGUUUUUUUUUUAUUGUAUGUUGCUUGCCUUAAUGUUAUGACUGUUAA